Molecule: messenger RNA, 1200 nt
Organism: Stylonychia lemnae
Lineage: Eukaryota; Ciliophora; Spirotrichea; Sporadotrichida; Oxytrichidae
Source: the annotation of a GenBank genome assembly
AUGGAUCAAAGUGAAGAUACUCUGAAGUCUGAUUUUAAGAUACAUACAACAUCAUCAAACAGCUCACUCUGGAGAGAGGGUGAGAACGGGUAGUACUUGCCAAGUUCGAGAUUUCAUGAGAGGUAUUCUAUUAUUCAAGAUGAAAAAGAUAAAGACAAGAAAACUGAGAAAGAUGCUGAACCUUCAUUAAUUAAGAGAAAUUAGAAAGAACUUCAUUCACAGAGAUUGCAACCGAAGUAAAUUGCCUACCACAAAAAGCACAAAUAUGUGGUACUUGAAAAAGACAACAAUGUUCAGGCACUGAUUGAUAUGGGGGAAAAUGCAGAUAAAACUAAACUUCCAAAUACCUGGGAGUGCUCAAAGUAUGAAUGCGAUGAAUCAGAUGCAAAUGGUGAGGCUAAAUCUGACAAUAAAAAGAUUAAUAUCAAUCCUUAAGAACUUCAAUUCUAGAUUAGCAUUGAGGCAAUAUGUGAGGUUGAAAAACAUAUAUCUUCAACUAAAAAUACAGUCUAAAUUACUGAUAAUGUAUCUUCACUGUUAUAACCAAUGAAAGGACUGUAUCAAAGCGAAUUUUUAGCUAUUGAAAAUGAGAGGACUUUAGAUGAAAGUAAAACUUUUGCUGAAGAAAACAUUCAGGAUGGGUAGAAGCUUUUCCUUUAUGGAAUUAAUGGCAACGCCAUGAUUAAUAGUGGUCAUUUGAAAUUCUUUUUAAGAUUCUCUGAUUUUAAACAAGAUAGUUGGAGUGUUGGUGCAUCCAGCUGGGAUGCAUUGCUAAUCAAGUGCUCUAAAAGAUUCUAGUUUAUGGGUAUUGGGAUUUUUGAAAGGUAUUAGGAUCCUCCUAUAGAAUUCACCUUGAAGUAUAAAUAUGAGAUAAAAGAGGAAGAUGGAACAGUAGUCAUAAAGUCUGAGGAGUUUAAGGAAACGAUUAAUUAUUCAACUUCUGAUGUGAAUUAGCUCCAUUUCUUCAAAUAUCAGCUUACUUCAUUCCGUAACGGCAUAAAAGUAGAUGCAGGCCAGACUCUUAAUUUCAUGCAAACCCUCUCUUUUACGAAAUGCUAUUAUUCUGAAUCUGGUAAUGCUUAUGAAACAUAUACUAAUCCAGAUAUGGGCAUAUUCCAAAUUAAAACAAGUCCAAAUAGCAGCAAUUCAACUGAGUUGAAUAGAGGCAUUAUACCAGGAUUCUUAUACAAACUUGGUUGA